AGAGGUGGAAGCUUUGACGAAAUGAAUGUAGGGUUUAAGCUUGGGAGAGUGGGGGCAUGGAGGUUUGAAGUUUGCAGGCAAGUGUGUAAACUGCACCUCUUCUGCUCUGAACAAUGGCUUAUGGUCCUUUCUCUCUUCUACUAACCAGACGCUUCUCUCUCUCUUCUUCCAUAAACCCUAAACUUUCAAUCUCACUCCUUCACCUUCUCAGCAAACCUUUUUCUACCUCUUCAGACUCUGCCUCCACCACCAACCCCAAACUUUCUUCACUUUCCGCGCGCCUCAGCUUUGUCUUUGACCAAAUCGAUGCCAUCGAAAAAGAGCGCUCCCAAAAGCACGAAACGCUUCAGCGCAUUCGAGCCUGGCGCGAAUCCAAAAUCACUCAACCCCCUCAAAACGAAGCUCAAUCGGAAUCGCCAGUUUCCGCCGAUGAAAAUCCUAUCCCUUCGGAGCCGAUGAAGAAGGAGGUGGAGUUGGUGCACCCGUGGCCGGAGUGGAUCCAAUUGAUGGAGAGGCUGGUGCACCAGAAUUACUUCGACCACAAGAGGAGCGAUGAGGAUAAAUUAGUCCACGACUUAGGGUUCAAUUCCCCCGAGGUUGCGGAUGAUGACGUUGCUGGAUUUGAUCUCACUAAGGAUUUUAAGAGCGUUCACGCGGCGUGUCUCAAUUUUGGGAAAGACCGUUUCGAUAUAUUGAGGUCCUUGUCGAGGAAGGAUAUUCAAGUUUUGGUUGGUUUUGGAUGCCCCACUGUGGACAAAAAGGUGGUUUUCUCUGCGAAACUGUUAAGGAAGCAUGCUCACCUUGAUGAAGGAGAUGUCUGUAGUUCCUGCAGCUUGAGAAACAACUGUGAACGGGCAUAUCUGCUAACGAACAAAGAGGAUGAGGCACGGACUAUUGAUGUCAUGCGGAUGCUACUGACUUUUGGUUUUGAUCCUGUUAAUGGAUCAGUCCUCAACAAGUCACUUCUAAAGCAGAAGUCUGUCAAAACAGUGAUUCGUAAAUUGCUUCAUGAGGUUGUCAAGCUUAGUUCAGUUCCCAUUGAUCCAAAUCUCCCUCCUCCUGUGAUUAAAAAGCCUCCACCAAAACCAAAACAACCUCCCCCUCCUCCAAAGAGACGCAUUGGACGGGAUGAUGUCGAGAUGAAAAAAGGGGACUGGCUAUGUCCUAAGUGUGAAUUCAUGAAUUUUGCCAAAAAUACUGUUUGCUUACAAUGCGAUGCCAAGCGUCCUAAGAGACAGUUGCUGCCAGGAGAAUGGGAGUGUCCUGAGUGCAACUUCUUGAAUUACAGGAGGAACAUGGUAUGCUUUCAUUGCGAGUGUAAACGCCCACCUGAUGAAUUUCUGGAGAAUAAAAUGCAAGAUAGAAAACAGAGUUCCAAACCUAAGUUAGAUAAGAUGGGCAGCCGGCAAGAGGUUUCCAAUGCCUGGAAUUUUGACUUUGAUGACAAUGAAUCAGAUGGUGCAGAUGUUGCUGCUUUUGAGUAUGCUGAUACGCAUGCUAUAGAUGAAGAUUUUCCUUCAGAUAACCUUGCCCCACAUAGAAAUCACAAGGAGUGGGAAGAUGAUUUUGAGAAGAAAAACAGAGCGCAAGGGUCCCCCGGUGGAGAAUAUACUAAUCCUGGUCUUUCUAGACCUAGAAUAGGGUUUGAUGAUUUUGAGGAUGAGGAUGAGGAUGAUAUAGAUUGUUAUGAAUUAGAAACUCAAACUCAAAAUAGUAUUACAAGAAUGGAAGCAUCUAAAAACAAUUUUUCAGAAGCUGAAGACUCUUCAGAGUUGGAAGAUAUUGAAGAUACUAAUGAUAAAAUGUAUGCUCGUAAUAAAACAGCUUCUGGAAGAAGUGUACGAUCCCGUUCAAUUCGCAAGAAUACCUCUUUCUCUGGAUCCAGGGAUGAUGAACUUGAUUUUGGUACAGAUGAACGGUCCAUUCUUUCCAAUUUCAAAUCUGACCAUGUUUCUGCUGCUGAUGGAAAAAGAAAAGGCAGAGGUCCAACCAAGAAAUUAAGCUUUGGUUCUGAAUCUGAUGAAGACCUUGAUGCUGGAUUAUACUCAGACGAGGAUGAUGACUUAAAUGAGGCAUAUUCAUUCAGAAAAAAUAAAGGGAAUAAAAGUGAUCUAUCCAGACAAAAUAAGGGAAAUAGACAUGUUUCUGGCAGAAGGAACUUUACCAAAGACAGAAAGUUGGGAUCUGUUGGUGGUCGCAAUGCAAAUAUGUUCAGGGAUGAUUUUGAUAGAUCAUCCCGGCAGUCUUAUAGGAAUGGUAGGGGUUCUCAGAGGAAUGACCAUAAUUGGAAGGGUUUUGAAGAUUUUGAUGGAUCAUCCCGGAAGUCUUAUAGGAAUGGUAGGGGGUCUCAGAGGAAUGACCGUAAUUGGAAGGGUUUUGAAGAUUUUGAUGGAUCAUCUCGAAGAUCUUAUGGUAAUGGCAGAGGGUCCCAAGGUAACACCCGUACUGGAUCAUAUCAACAGUCUUAUGGGAAUGGUAGAGGGUCUCGAGCAAAUGACCAUAAUAAAUAUAGUACGGAUGAAAAUGGUUUUGGUGAAUUUAGAAACAGUAGGCGUGUAAUUGAAAGAUAGCACCAUAGCUCCAUGAACGAAUAUUGGUUGCUCGGUUUGUUGUCGCACAUAACUAUUGUUGAUUGCCAAACCAAAAUGUGGCACCAGCCUCUAAAGGGUUCGGUAUUUAUGAGAUCAUUUGAUGUUAGUUUUGCGGAAAUGACUGGAAAGCUUAAUUAAACCUUGGAGAUUUUCCCCCCUCUAACGUACCUAUGCCUAGUCAUUUAAAUAAAUAAAUAAAAAGUAACGGUUCUUGUGAAUUGACUAUAAAUAUUCAGUUAGGCGACGAUGUUAUGUCUUCUUAAUGCUAUCAAGGUCAACCUGCCAUGUAAGUGGCUGGGCUCUACCAUACUAGGUUCAUCCAAUGUAUGGGCCGCGAAUAUCAGCGAUAUCUCUCUUAUUCAAAUACUCGUCCCGCCGAUUGCAGGGUCUACUUUCUUAGUAAGUUCUCAAAAACAAUACUGUUUGUAUAAAGUAUGCCUUUUCGAGAAUCACCCGUACAAUUGUGCGGGAUAAUGAAUACCAAAGUUGUUUAGGUAAUAUUACCAACGGUUUAAGUAGUUUCACUUUUACUUUUGUUAUUGCAGCUUAAUAUUCUCAAUUUUUAAUCCGCUAAGUAAUUAAUAUAUCUUUCAUUGUAUUUUUUUCAACAAAAUUGCUCAGGGUAUAUCAAGCAUGAAAGGGAGGGGGAGGGGGGGGGAGAGAGAGAGAGAGAGAGAAAGUUACAAAGGAAACAAAAAUGAUCAUUUGCAGAAUGUUCUCUCUUAAAUUUCUAUCCUAAAAAAGCAUACAAGGGCAGCAUCCAAAGUUGCCCCUCCAACCAAGGACUCUAAAAAGUACACAGGUCAAGAAGGCAGGGGAUAAGCUCGGAGACCAGUGCAAAUAGAACAAAGGAGUCCCUUUCAAUGCUGUUACUACUAACGCGAUUCCUUUUAUAUAGAACUUUUUUUUCAAUUAAUUUUAUAAGCGUUACCCCUUCCAUUU
Abrus precatorius (Indian licorice) is the source of this 3533-nucleotide messenger RNA. RefSeq lists its product as uncharacterized. The record is from RefSeq and is a predicted model, not a curated record. The transcript has 5 exons. Gene Ontology annotation, cellular component: cytoplasm. NCBI's taxonomy places the organism in Eukaryota, Viridiplantae, Streptophyta, Magnoliopsida, Fabales, Fabaceae. Gene Ontology annotation, molecular function: mRNA binding. Bases 114 to 2570 code for a protein of 818 amino acids.